AGAUGAUUUCUUUACGCCUCAGUGUCCCCUUUUGUAAAAUGGGACCUUGUGCCUGAGGGGAUUGCUGUAGGGUGGAAUGAGAGCCUGACUAUGCCUGUCAUGUGGGAAGGUCAUAGUCAGUGGGGCCUGGGGUUAUCUUGGAGAGCAGAUGACCAGCCUUAUUCCUGAAGCAGCAACCAGAAUGUGACCCAAGUUUUCCCUGGCUGAUAGCAGACAGGGUGUCCAUGGGGCUCUAGGAGAUCUGUUGGAGAUCUAACCCCCACCCAUCUCUAGGACACUUUAGCCCAAGCCAAGAAUUUCAAUGUCACCUGGACUUGGAUUCAAGUCCCAGCUAUUUUCUCUCCCUGGGAACUUGGGAAAACCCCUUCAUCUUACUAAGCCUUCGUUUUUUCAUUUGUAAAAUGGGGCUAACAGUACCUAUCUUCCAUAACUGUCAAGAGAAUUAAAUCAGAUAUUAUAGGUAAAGCACUUAACACCUGGCAUUCAGCGGGAGCGGUUACUGUUUUUUCAGUGUGUGGAGAUCUGAGUGCAUGCAUUUUGGCUUGAACACAUUUUUGACAGUAGCAUGGUUGUAUAAGACAGGAGGGCAGAAGUUUCAAAGCUCCUUGUUUUCUGGUCAAACUUACUGGCCAUGACAGUAGUCAGAUCAGUGACCUGGGUCUAAUGAAUCUUUAACUGAAGGUGGCAAAUUGAGUCAUCAGGGUGAGGACCAGGAGUCUGGGUCCACCUCCACAUGACUGAGCAUAAAGGGCUACUUUUUAAAGCAAGGGCCCAUGCAGGGCAGAGACUGUUUGGAAUGAAGGCCAGACUUAGAUUAAAAACAAAACAGGAGAAUGGGGUUUGCCUCUGAGUAAAGCCUGGAACUCCAAACAGGACCUGAGCCCUGUUGAUACCUUCUAAGUGAUUUGAGAAAGGAAGACAUAGCCAUAUUGACAAUCACCAAGCUUUCCCAAGUAGCGAAAAGUCAAGCCCCUGCUUCUGGCAUUUGUUCAUUCAACAGAGAGCAGUGUAGAGCCUUCUGUGUGCCAGUCACAAUGCUAUGAAAAAGCAGUGAAAAGGACAGAUGUAGUCUUAGAACCCAGAGAGGAGACAGCCCAAUGAUGCCUGUCAGGCUUUGACCCUGCCCUUUGUCUGCAGUCUCUUCCCUCAGGUAGCCUGUACUUCAGCAGGAGAAACUAAAUAAUUACUGUCUGGAGAGGCUCAUGGGAGUUGCUUCUAGAAGGCUGGGAUAGCCUGGUAGGGGGUUUAGCUUGGUAAUGUGAGCAAUGGAAAGCAUUUUCACUAGGAGGUUAAUAGGAUCAAACUGGCAUUUAAAAAUUUGCCUAUGACAGCUGUGAAGCCAGUUUUACCAGUGGUCACUUGCCCAUGCUGUGCCCCACUCUUAACUAAUUUCUAGUCCUGCUUAUUUUAAGGCCAGCCCAGCUCAGCUCAGUAUCACUUCAAGAAACUAGACAAAGGCAGGACCCUUGGUCUUUACAACAGUGGUCCCAAUUGCUGGAUCUUACUUACAACGUGAUUGUUAAUAUCCGUCUCCCCUGACAGCAGGACGGCAGGACUGAAUGUGUCUGAUCUAUACUGUUUGUCCAGUGCCUCAGAGAUGUGCCAGAAGGUUGCUCACAGCUUUGCUGCAGGCUCAGAAGUGGCCCUUUCAACCCUCCAGAAAUAUGAGACUGGUGCAGUUCCAGGCACCCCACCUGAUGGGACCUCACCUGGGCCUGGAAUCAGGGAAUGGCGGGGGGGUCAUUAACCUCAACGCCUUUGACCCCACACUGCCCAAGACAAUGAUGGAGUUCCUGGAGCAGGGAGAGGCCACUCUCUCGGUGGCAAGAAGAGCUCUGGCUGCCCAGUUGCCAGUCCUACCACGGUCAGAGGUGACCUUUCUGGCCCCUGUCACACGGCCAGACAAGGUGGUGUGUGUGGGAAUGAAUUAUGUGGACCACUGCAAAGAGCAGAACGUUCCUGUGCCCAAGGAGCCCAUCAUCUUCAGCAAGUUUGCCAGUUCCAUCGUGGGGCCCUACGACGAGGUCAUCCUCCCACCCGAGAGCCAGGAGGUGGACUGGGAGGUGGAGCUGGCUGUGAUCAUUGGAAGGAAAGGCAAGCACAUCAAGGCCACAGAUGCCAUGGCUCACGUAGCCGGCUUCACUGUGGCUCAUGAUGUAAGUGCUCGUGACUGGCAAAUGAGACGCAAUGGAAAGCAGUGGCUGCUGGGAAAAACCUUUGACACCUUCUGCCCCCUGGGCCCUGCCUUGGUGACCAAGGACAGUAUAGCAGAUCCACACAACUUAAAGAUCUGCUGCCGAGUGAAUGGGGAAGUGGUCCAGAGCAGCAACACCAACCAGAUGGUGUUUAAGACAGAAGAGCUGAUAGCCUGGGUCUCCCAGUUCGUGACUCUUUACCCAGGGGAUGUCAUCCUGACUGGGACGCCCCCAGGUGUUGGUGUAUUCAGGAAACCUCCAGUCUUUCUCAAGAAGGGUGAUGAAGUUCAGUGUGAAAUCGAAGAACUAGGCGUCAUCAUCAACAAGGUGGUGUGAUGGGUCUUACCACAAGCCCUGGACUUAAGAGGUGGGAGCAUCCACUGCCGUCCAUCACAGGGAGCAGCCCAGUGCCAGCUGCUUCAAGCUGCCUCUUCCGGGUGGAAGAGGUGCUCGUCAAUAAAAUUCUCAGCCCAAA
This is a messenger RNA of Prionailurus viverrinus (fishing cat), 2670 nucleotides long. Its product is annotated as fumarylacetoacetate hydrolase domain-containing protein 2A. The transcript has 8 exons. Gene Ontology annotation, molecular function: hydro-lyase activity. The record is from RefSeq and is a predicted model, not a curated record. NCBI's taxonomy places the organism in Eukaryota, Metazoa, Chordata, Mammalia, Carnivora, Felidae. Bases 1560 to 2531 code for a protein of 323 amino acids.